Messenger RNA from Brassica oleracea var. oleracea, 1218 nucleotides. RefSeq names its product NADH dehydrogenase [ubiquinone] flavoprotein 2, mitochondrial-like. Lineage: Eukaryota; Viridiplantae; Streptophyta; Magnoliopsida; Brassicales; Brassicaceae. The record is from RefSeq and is a predicted model, not a curated record. The transcript is spliced from 14 exons. Gene Ontology annotation, molecular function: ubiquitin protein ligase binding; NADH dehydrogenase activity. Bases 1 to 1218 code for a protein of 405 amino acids. Gene Ontology annotation, biological process: ubiquitin-dependent protein catabolic process; mitochondrial electron transport, NADH to ubiquinone.
AUGACUAUCUACAACAUGUGCACCCAAAAACCUCUUCAUGAUCACUCUCAGCAGUUGUAUGAAAAGUAUCACGAACCAUUCGAGGAGUAUAUUAAGUCAACUGUUAUGCAUGUGGUGAAGGAGAAGCAUGAUGAAUACAUGAUGCAGGAGCCGGCUAAAAGAUGGUCUAACCAUAAAGUUAUAGUUCGAUGGUUAUCCCGUUUCUGCUACUAUCUUGACCGUUUUAUUUCUCAAAGAUCACUUCCACUGCUUAAUGAAGUUUGCCUGACUUGCUUCCGUGACCUGGUUGAUAAAGAACAUGAGGAUUCAGGAUCUUACUACUCUCGCAAAUCAUCAAGCUGGAUCCAUGAAGAUUCUUGCCCUGAUUACAUGUUGAAGGCCCAAAGCGCAUGUAGUCAACCCGUAGUAGUGAGUCUGGUUCUUCUUCUUCCUCUUCUUCUUCGGAUCAAAAGAAAAAUCCUGAAAAAUGCGAAGCGUCUUCUGGAGAUUUGUCAAGUUUUCCGCCAACCACCCUCUCAGUCGUCUCAUAGCUUAUCGACAUCUUUAAACUACCACAUGGAUUCUCUUGAUAAUAAACUGGAUCUUCCAUGGGAGUUUUCAGAGGCUAACAAAUCCAAGGUUAAGGAGAUACUCUCUUACUAUCCAUCAAACUACAAGCAGUCUGCGGUGAUUCCUCUUCUUGAUCUUGCACAACAUCAGCAUGGAGGCUGGCUCCAUGUUUCAGCUAUGAAUGUUGUUGCAAAAGUUAUGGAAGUUGCUCAUAUCCGUGUUUACGAGAUUGCAACUUAUUACUCAAUGUUCUCCCUCUUACAGGUUGGAAAGUAUCACCUGCUCGUUUGUGGCACAACACCUUGCAUGAUCUGUGGUUCACGAGAUAUCGAAUCAGUUUUGCUAGACCAUUUGGGAGUCAAACGCGGUGAAGUCACAAAGGAUGGCUUGUUCUCUGUUAGAGAGAUGGAAUGCAUGGGAUGCUGUGUUAAUGCGCCCAUGAUCACGUUGGAAGAUUAUUCCAAUGGAUCACAAGGAUAUACAUACAACUAUUUCGUAUACGUUAGACAUGAGAAAGUUGUAGAGAUCGUUGAAAAGCUAAGAAAAGGAGAAAAGCCACCGCAUGAAACUCAAGACCCGAAGAGGAUCAAGUGCGGACCUGAAGGAGGAAACACGACACUGCUCGGCGAGCCAAAGCCACUACAGUUCCGUGAUCUGGAUGCUUGCUAA